GUAUCGAACUCAGUCGGCUGUGUCGUUGAGUUUGACUAUGGCUAAUCGUGAGAGAUGCAAUUAAACGUGACUACAUCUUAAGACUAUCUUAGAGUAACGUUCGUUUGAUAAUUUGCGAAUAGUACGCCGAGAUCGUUCGCCCCCGAAAAGCUAUCGUUAUCUCAUUUUUCAAGGACUGUCGUUUUAACAUAUCAUCGUCGUCAUGCCACAAAGCGUGAACUCGAGAAUUGAUUCGUACAUGAAUAAAUGUCGCGCUUGCAUGAAGAGAGACAGCAAGAUGCUGCCCAUGUACGAUAAUACCGUUAGUUGGAUCAAUUUACCGUACAAGCUCGCGCAGCUCACUUCUGUCAAGAUUGAUCAAUUUGAUGGGUUACCUAACAUGCUCUGUUUAAAGUGUGCAUAUCGAACGCAUGCUCUAUAUAACUUCAGACUAGAAGUGCAAGAAUCAGACAAGAAACUCAGAAUGAUGUAUGAAACUGAAAUGACUACUACCAAGGAAGAAAAGUUAAAUGUUAAGAAAGAAAAAAAUGCUAUGCAAACAGAUGGAUCUUUGGAAUUGAAUAUAUCAAGUGAUGUAAAGACUGAACAUCAUACUGUAGAUGAUACUUUCGAAUUUGUAGACAUUGAAACAACAGAUGAGAUGGACGAACAACAAUCUGAAAUUAAUGUAUCUCAAUUGGUUGAAAAUAAUGGGGAUGGUAAAGAGAACUCGCAGUUGAAUGAUAUUUUUUAUAAUAUUAUUGAAACUAACGAGGAUGUCCAUUUGACGAAAACCGAUUUACCUGAAGAAAUUUCAAAAAUGUUUACAGACAAUGUAUAUACAAUAAUGUAUAUACCAAAAUCUGCGAUUGAGUCGAUGUCUAUGGAGAACACGUUAACACUUGAGCCGAAGCAAGAAGAAAUUGUAAAUAGCAAUGGUACAUUUAUCCCUGAAGAAGAAAUCUUGGCCGAAAUAAAUGAAGAAACCUCAAACAGUGUGUGUAUUUCCAAUCCAGAACCUAAUACGAUGAGAAAGAAUAAAUGUACCUAUUGGGAACAACUUGAAACAUCAGUAAUAGACGUUGAGGAACAAGAAGAAUGUAAUGACACGCUUCGAAACAGAAAUAAGGAAGCAAAGCUCAAUGAGAGUAUUUCUAACAUUGAAUCUAUCAGAGUAGAGGACAGUGAUGGAUCUGAUUCAGACUACUUUGUUGAUGGUAAAGAUAAUGUAUUAGGCAGUGUGAGUGAUGCGAUUAUACGGAUAAAAGAAGUGCAGCAAGAAAAUGGGAUUGAAUACCAAUGCACGUUAUGUCUACAGAACUAUAAUCAAUUAACUGAUAUAUUAUUGCAUACUAUUGACAAUCAUGUCCCUUUCAACGGUCCAUUCUUUUGUAUGGUGUGUGAAAAGGAUUGCAAAAGUCAUCGAGAGCUGCGAACACAUGUGAAAACACACACUGGCGAGUUUCCAUAUUCCUGCUUUCUUUGUCAAAAGGCAUAUAAUAGAAAAAGAUAUCUGAAGAGGCACAUGGCAUGCCAUCCCAAUUUUUCACGGCAUCGCUGCCUGAAGUGUGGUUGCCGCUUUAAAUCAAAAUCAGAAUUGGAAAGCCAUGCAACGACACACGACCAUGCCACACCCUACACUUGCAAUCAAUGUACGCGUGUAUUUAAUCAUAAGGGCAAUUACAAACGGCACUUGAUGAGCCAUUUGGAUCCACAGGGUCUUUAUUUACCUAAAUAUCCGUGCAAUUACUGUGACAAACGUUUUCCUAACAAUCGUACACUGCAAACGCAUAUACGCGUACAUACUGGCGAAAAACCGUUUCAAUGUGACGUUUGUCAAAAAUCAUUCUCACAACGAGGCAACUUAUUGAACCACUUAAAAAUACAUUCGAAUCCUCGCAGUUACACAUGUGAAGUUUGCGGCAAAAGCUUCAAUCAACGUGCUACGUUACGAGAUCAUGGAUUAUUGCACACAGGUGAAAAGCCUCACGUAUGUAAUGUAUGUGGAAAAGCAUUUACGGUUAGUGCAGCGUUGAGGAGGCAUAUGUUUAAUCACGUUGAAGGCAAGCCAUUCAAUUGUGCAAAUUGUGGCAUGGGAUUCACUGGUAAAUACGAUUUACGACGACACAUGCGAGUACAUGAGAACCGACCUAAGGAAAAGCGUAAAAGGAACACAAAAACAACGAAUUUUCUUCAGCAAAAAUCAGAAGAAAGUCAAGUUGUGUUGGUAGAACCGAAGACCGAGACUGUGCUCAUAGAAAUAGAAGAAGAGUUUUUAUCACAAAACAUUGAACAGACCAUACCUCAAGUUGAAUCAGAAAAGGAAAAUGAGGAUGCACUAUUUAAUCUUCAAUCUUAUUCUAUACAAUACAAUUGA
Cyphomyrmex costatus is the source of this 2356-nucleotide messenger RNA. Its product is annotated as zinc finger protein 852. Gene Ontology annotation, biological process: regulation of transcription by RNA polymerase II. Gene Ontology annotation, cellular component: nucleus. Gene Ontology annotation, molecular function: DNA-binding transcription activator activity, RNA polymerase II-specific; RNA polymerase II cis-regulatory region sequence-specific DNA binding; zinc ion binding. NCBI's taxonomy places the organism in Eukaryota, Metazoa, Arthropoda, Insecta, Hymenoptera, Formicidae. The transcript has 4 exons. The record is from RefSeq and is a predicted model, not a curated record. The coding region runs from base 203 to 2356 and encodes 717 amino acids.